Alternaria alternata is the source of this 684-nucleotide messenger RNA. RefSeq lists its product as hypothetical. The transcript has a single exon. Bases 1 to 684 code for a protein of 227 amino acids. The record is from RefSeq and is a predicted model, not a curated record. NCBI's taxonomy places the organism in Eukaryota, Fungi, Ascomycota, Dothideomycetes, Pleosporales, Pleosporaceae.
AUGCCUUCCUAUCUACGAAGCGCCCCCCGUUCCUACUCCUUCCCACCCUGGGUCGAGAACGGCAACGAGGACACACAUGAGAACGACCUUCCAGACAUCGACGAAGACCCCUUCUCGCACUUCAUCUCACCACCAAUCACUGAAGCUGAUGACCCGUACGAACUGUCUCUCAGCGCUGGCAUUGACUUCCAGGAAGGACCACGCGCAACUAAGUCUUCCAAGUUCAAGUCCAACGUCGCCAACAAAUGGGCCCGAUACGUCAAGCACAACCACAGCCAGCUCCACAACCAGUACCAUGCACCUACCAUCUAUGAAGAAGAGGAGGAAGAGUCUUUCAUGGGUCUUGAUGACGACCGACUGAACGACACACCACAUGUCGUGUCUCAACUCAGCCCACCACGAAUUAGGAUCACUGAACCAUCUCGAGGUCGCGCACAGGAUCUUGCAACUCGCAAGCAGCAAAAUCGUCGCCGCUACUCGCGCACACUAUCUGGUCAUCGUCACUCAUGGCGGGAACCCAGCCCGGAUCUAUUCACUGUAGACGAAUCUGAAGAGGAGGAUGUUCCUGCGCUACGACGCGCAAAAACAAGGAAGCCCAAGGAGGGCGCAGAACGACGGAGGUCGUCGACACGAUCAAAGUCAAGAGCGAGAGUGGACUCGGUGACAGGAGAGUCAAUUUUGUAA